AUGACAAAGGGAGCCACUCAAAGAAGACGACAUACAAAUCUGAAACUAGGUUGUUUAAAUUGCAAACGUAAAAAAGUUCGUUGUGAUGAAACCCUUCCCGAAUGUAAAAAUUGUUUGAAAGGAAAGAAAGAAACAUGUUCAUAUUUGAAUUUAACAGUUCAAGAGAUUGAAAAGAUUAAAUUAACCCAUUCUUUAAGAACUUCUCAAAAUAAAUUAUUACAUCAACACUAUCGUUUACCUACUUCAUCAAAAGAACAUAAAAAAAUCAUUGAAUUGAAAACUCAUAGUAAUGAAAACAACAACGGCCAAUCAACAAUCAACAAUUUGUCAUCUUGUGAUGUAUUGGAAUUCAAAUUUGAAUUAAAGAAGUUACCUAUAAACAUUCCCAAUAUUAGUUAUCCUCCAUUGCAAUUUAAUAAUUCAUUCAUGAAAGAUUUUCGCACGGGAAAUACAGAUGAUGAUGAAUCAAGUUCUCCAGAAGAUUCAAACUCAAUUACACCAUCAGCAACUAUAUCAAUAGAAGAUUCUAUGAAAAUAUUACCUAAUGGGACUGUCUCACCCACAUCAUUUAAUUGUAUAAAUAAAAAUUUAUUCCGUCGAGUACAUCCAGAAAAUGUUAAAACUAAAGUGGUGGCAGAUUUAAGUUUUCAUGUUGUUAUGGGCAAAAGUAAUCUUUUGGAUCAUAUAAAUGAUUUAAUUCUAGAUUUCCCAACUUGUGGAAGAAAUAGAAGUAUGCUACUUGCAGCAUUUUUAGGAUUAGGAUCAACUAUUUUAUUGAAUGUUUACAAUAAAAAAAGACAAAUGGGAAUUAUUGGUGAAAAUUUGAAAGUUCUUGAUUUUUUAAAUAAAUGGUGUCUAGAAACUCAUGGUUAUUGUCAACUGGAAUUGCAAUCACUUUUGAAAUCGUUUGACAUUCGUAGUCAAAAUUUGUCACCGGAUGAACUUGAAGCAAUGUGUCAUUUGGUAGCUUAUACUAGUUAUUUAUUAAAUUUUAUAAAUUUAUUGUUAAAUUUUGGACCUCAAAGUUAUUUCAAUUCAAGUAAAGGGAUAUUUAAGGCAUAUGAAGUUUAUACCAAUUAUAUUCAAAGAAGAAACUUACCUCCGAAUACAACUGUUAAAUUUUUAACUAACAAUAUUCAAUAUAACAUAAUGACAAUAAAUAUUCCUUCAUAUCCUCCACAGUUUUUAUUUGAAAUUGAAUCAAAUUUAAGAAGUUUGGAAUUUAUAUUUAUCAACACGAGAUUAUUUGAGAACACCACUGUUAAUGCCAAUGAUUUUACAAAACUUGCAUAUCAGUUUAAAUCAUUAAUACGAUUUUUUGGAACUUAUGUAUUACCUAUAGUAUAUGCAUCAAGAAAUGAGAAUUUUGUUAGUAUUUAUCCACCCAAUGUUAUUUAUGAUAUUUUCAAACAAUGGCAUACAAUUUGUCCAAGUGAAGCAAUAGUACAUCAUCGUUAUCAUCAUGAACUUUCAAACGAUGAAGCAAUUUUCCUUAAUGAUUUAUCGACAACUUUAUACAUGUAUUAUUAUGCCAUUGCUGCUGCAUUAGAUGCAGUUUUCCCAGCUUGUAAAUAUUUACAUGGGAUGAGUUUUAUGUUGCCAACAAAUAAAUUUUUCACUAAUAAAUCAAUAAUGACAGUUCAUGAAAAUAACAAUUAUUCAGAGAAUUUAUUUCAAUUCAAGAUUGGUAAAUUAUUACAACGACAUAUUUUCUAUGCAUCUAGAUUAUUUUCAUUUUUCAGAAGAAGAUUUGUUUUUUAUUAUAAUAAUACUACUUGGGAGAAUCCAUUUCUUGAUGAAGAUUUAAAAUCCAAUAGAUUUAAAUCUCGUUCAAUCAAAAAUAGUUUUGAAGUUCCAAUACAAAGUUUCAAUAAUACUUUGAUCAGACCUGAACAUUAUCCAACCAGAGUAAAUAAAGAUAAAGAAAAUGGUACCAAUAGUCCAAUUUAUACAAGAGAAGAUGAUACCAUGAAUAAGCAAUUGUAUGCUAGAAAUAUAGAAACUUUAGAUUUCUUUGAUAUGAAUAGUAUCUUACAAUAUGAUUUUGAAACCAUGUUAUUGUUAAGAGAUUAUCGACCAGUGGUGGAUCAAUUCACCGUUAAUAGAAACGCAUUAGAUAUAAGUGUCAUUAGAGAAUACUAUAAUGAUAAAAUAAUCUUAUUAAAUAGUUUACACUGA
Molecule: messenger RNA, 2178 nt
Organism: Candida tropicalis MYA-3404
Lineage: Eukaryota; Fungi; Ascomycota; Pichiomycetes; Serinales; Debaryomycetaceae
Gene: ZCF17
Product: Zcf17p
Exons: 1
Coding region: 1-2178 (725 amino acids)
Biological process (GO): regulation of transcription by RNA polymerase II
Molecular function (GO): DNA-binding transcription factor activity, RNA polymerase II-specific; zinc ion binding
Source: RefSeq, a predicted model, not a curated record